This is a messenger RNA of Solanum tuberosum (potato), 1538 nucleotides long. RefSeq lists its product as uncharacterized. The record is from RefSeq and is a predicted model, not a curated record. The transcript is spliced from 9 exons. Bases 261 to 1304 code for a protein of 347 amino acids. Lineage: Eukaryota; Viridiplantae; Streptophyta; Magnoliopsida; Solanales; Solanaceae.
ACAUAAGUUAAAGACCGACACAAAGUAAAGGUCAUAAGUACCAAUAGGGCAAUGACCAUUUAAAAAAUGGCUAUAAAUGAAACUAUGGAUCAGGCCAAUGAAUAUGACCCUUAGGCUUUGGCCCAUUUAGCCUAUCACAUCCAUCAAAUUUCCUUAGCCCAUUUCUCAGACGAAUUCAACCCGAACACCUAUUGCUCCGUCGCUCGGAGCACACUAGUCGCCGGUCGACGAUCGCCGCCGCCGCCGCCAUAACUGAAAUUAUGGGCUCCGAGAUGGAAGUAGUUGAGCAGAGGCUAAAUACUUUUGUGCGAAGAGAUGUGAGACUCCUCCAAACAGCUAACUUGGAGGAGGUUUUGAGUGCCUCCUUUCAAGUUCUUAACGGAAAAAGACCCAAGCAAAAAGUGCAGCUUUUGGGAAGCCUAAAGAGGAGAAGAUCUAAUGGUGGCAAAUAUAACUUUCUGGAGCGUCUUUCAGGGGUUGCACACCUGUUGUCUCAGAUGGUUGAGCCAAUGUUAAGGGCCGCUGCGGAGAUAUCAACACUUCUUGCACGAUCAUUUUUUAUGGGAUUUUCACUGACAGUAUUGUCCUUGCUUGCCCGAAUUAGAGUUCUAGUUCAGCAAAUGCUUCUUGAUGUUGUUUGUGUAUUCAACAAUGUCUCCUCUUUAUCUCAGAGGGAACAAGCCAUAAAAUUGACUCAAGAUGGAUUUGAGAUUUUUAGAGAAUACUUUCCGCCAAAGCAGCAGGUGAUCUUCCUCGAAUGUAUAUGGGAAUCUGAUAAGUAUAUUUUAGUUGAGAGACAAAAUCAGAAAGAUGUCGGAAGCCAGGAAAAGGAGGUUGGAGAAGAUGUUUCUGUAGAAGCAUCUAAGGUUCAGUAUGAAAGCAUUGAGCUUUUCCUAGGAGAUGACAAACCUGGACAGACGGCCUCUAAAGAUUCGGCUGAGGAUGGUCAAACUAUAAAGGACAACGAUAUAGUAGAUUCCUUGGAGGAUCCUAUCCAAGAUAGUAAUGAUGAAUCUCGAGCUCAAGUUGAUUCAACUAUUGCAGGACCUUCAGGCAAUAAUUUUGAUACUCCUGAAGCCGGAGCACUUCCAAGUACAUCACCCGACAAGAAUCCUGCCAAAGCCAAACACGGAUCAAGAAAUAGUGUUGCAUUUGUUUCAGUGAAAAGACCCAAAGUGUCAACAAACAAUGAGUUGGGGUUUGAUAUUCAUAGAACAGAAAAGGGUGAUAAUUCUGGUGUAGAUAAAGAAGAUCCAUUUUUCAGUUUACUUUUUAGUGGAAAUGUGAAGACGAAUCUAUUCUGAACUUCACCUAAGUAGUUUUUCAUUUCUCCUUGUUUUUCUCUGUUAACUAGGCCGCGGCGCAUCUUUGCGUCCAUAUUUGUGAGUUGAUGCUCAAUCAUGUCCAAAUUUGGACAAUUUAUCCAAAUUGGUUUUAAAUUUUUAGAGUUGAUGCUCAAUCAUGUCCUUUUUUGAGGGUAGGAAGAAAUUUGGAGCAUCUGUGGGAGCUGAAAAUGAAAUGGAGUUUGUAUCUCUUAA